Dinoponera quadriceps is the source of this 2987-nucleotide messenger RNA. RefSeq names its product nucleolar protein 58 (gene nop5). Gene Ontology annotation, molecular function: snoRNA binding. The transcript is spliced from 3 exons. NCBI's taxonomy places the organism in Eukaryota, Metazoa, Arthropoda, Insecta, Hymenoptera, Formicidae. Gene Ontology annotation, cellular component: box C/D methylation guide snoRNP complex; small-subunit processome. Bases 134 to 2278 code for a protein of 714 amino acids. The record is from RefSeq and is a predicted model, not a curated record.
UUGAUGGUGGAUUUGCGACGGUUUUCGUUUUUUUUAGGUUAUACACGUGCUCGCUCUGAAUAUUAAUAUUAGUGUGACAAUUGUAUGAAAACAAUUAUCGCGUGCAUCGAGUCGCAAAGGCAACGCAGCAAUCAUGUUAGUGCUGUUCGAGACAGCGGCGGGAUAUGCGAUCUUCAAGCUGCUGGACGAUAAUAAACUUGAACAGUCGGAGAAUCUGUACUUGGACUUCAGGACGCCGGAAAUCGCCCAUGAAUUAAUUAGUUUGAAGCAUUUUUACAAGUUUGAAGACACAACCGAGGCAUUGGCAGCCAUCACAGCAGCUGGGGAAGGUAAACUGUGCAAGUCCCUGAAGAAGACUCUCCGAAAAUAUUGUGAGACGACGGACCAAAUAGCAGUCGCCGAUGUCAAAUUGGGCAAUGCGAUAAAAGACAAAUUAGGCUUGAAUUGUGUAGCCAAUACGUCGGUGCAAGAAUUGAUGAGAUGUAUCAGGAGUCAAUUGGACAGUCUGUUGGUCGGGGUAUCCAAGAAGGAGAUGACGGCGAUGAGGUUAGGCCUGGCGCACAGUCUUUCCAGGUACAAGCUGAAAUUCUCGCCCGACAAGGUCGACAUUAUGGUGAUACAGGCGGUGAAUCUGUUGGAUGAGCUGGACAAGGAGCUGAAUAACUACAUGAUGCGAUGCCGCGAGUGGUACGGCUGGCAUUUCCCCGAGCUUAGUAAGAUCGUUCAGGACAAUAUGGCGUACGUGAAGACAGUGCAGUUAGUUGGCAUACGGGACAACGUCAUAAAGUGCGAUCUGUCGGACAUCCUGCCCGAGGAGGUCGAGCAACAAGUGAAGGAGGCCGCGGAGGUUUCAGUGGGCACCGAGAUCUCCGAGGAGGACGCUGAAUUCACGCAGUACCUGUGCACCGAGAUAAUCCAACUGUCCAACUACAGGGCCCAACUGUCCGACUACUUGAAGUCCAGAAUGAUGGCGUUGGCGCCGAAUCUGUCGGUACUCGUGGGCGAACUGGUCGGGGCGCGUCUCAUGUCGCACGCCGGUUCCCUCGUCAAUCUCGCCAAGCAUCCGGCCUCCACCGUGCAGAUCCUGGGCGCAGAGAAGGCGCUUUUCCGCGCGCUCAAAAUGAAAAAGGACACGCCCAAGUACGGUCUGAUCUAUCAUGCGAACCUCAUCGGCCAGUCCUCGAAGAAGAACAAGGGCAAGAUGUCCAGGAUGCUGGCGGCGAAGGCUUCCUUGGCGACGAGGGUUGACGCGUUGGGCGAGAGCUCCAACUUCGACCUCGGCACGGAACAUAAGAAAAAACUGGAGGCACGGCUGCGGUUCCUCGAGGCUGGUAGCGUACGCAAAAUCAGCGGCACCGCCGCAGCGAAGUCCAAGUUCAAGAAGUACCACAGCACGAACGAGUACGCGCAAUAUCCUACGUCCAUCGACUCUACUCUGAAACAUGCAUCUAAGCCCUUGAUCGAGGAGAUCGGACAACCACAACAGGACAGCGAGGAGGUCGAUAAGAAGAAGAAGAAAAAGAAGAAGCACAGUGUAGAAGUCAAAACGGAAGAAACAGAAGAAUCCUCUGGUGUGCAGGAAGAGGCACCGAUAGAGUCAGCCGACGUGCCGAAAAAGAAGAAAAGGAAACGCAGCUCAAUGAUCGCCACGGAGGACGUAGGAGAGUCUUCCGGUGUGCAAGAAGCGCAAGUGAAAACCGAGCCGACUGACGCGCCAAAGAAGAAGAAGAAGAAGAAACACAGUUUGAUAGUCGCCACAGAGGACGCAGGAGAAUCUUCUGGUGUGCAAGAAGCGCAAGUAGUAACCGAAUCGGCCGACGCGCCGAAGAAGAAGAAGAAAAAACAUAGCUCGGUGAUCGCUACGGAGGACAUAGGGGAGUCUUCUGGUGUGCAAGAAGCGCAAAUAGAAACUGAACCGGCCGAUGUACCGAAGAAAAAGAAGAAGAAACAUAGUUCAACGAUCGCGACGGAGGACGUAGAAGAGUCUUCUGGUAUGCAAGAAGUGCAAGUAGAAACAGAGCCGGCUGACGCAUCGAAAAAGAAAAAGAAGAAACGUAGCUCGAUGAUGGCAACGGAGGACGUAAGAGAGUCUUCUGAUGCGCAGAAAGCGCAAGUGGAAACAGAGCCGACCGACGCGCCGAAGAAAAAGAAGAAGAAAUAUAGUUCAGUAAUCGCAACGGAGGACGUAGGAGAGACUUCUGGCGCGCAAGAAGCGCAAGUGGAGCAAACAGACUUGAUCGACACAUCGAAAAAGAAGAAAAAGAAGAAACAUAUGUAAAGGACCGUCUACAUUGGAAGUAAGCAGUAAUAAGUAAAGGAUAUCUACAUUGGGAGCAGGCAGUAAAGAGUAAGGUAUUGGCUGGCAGUAAGGCGAUAAGAAGUAUGAUCAUGGGAAUGAUCCAUUUGGCUGGCACCCGCGCUUUAUUUCACUGAAGAAACUCUCUUAUUCCACCGUUUUACUACCUCCAAUGUAGACUGUCUUUAAAGGACUGGCCGCCUUCUCUAUCUAGGAGAUCUAGUUUACCCCAUUUUUGGAUGACCUUCACAUCCAGGGGUCGAUUGUAUAUCUCAAAACGUAAGAAGUAUGUAGUAAGAAUGACAGAAAUGAGCAAAUUCCUUAGGUGUUGAUCAAUGAAAUUAUAAAUAUUCUAGUAAAUUCGCUCACUUUUGUCAUUCUCACUACGUUUUGAGAUACACAAUCGACCCCCAGACUUACUAUUUUCAUAGACAACAUAUUUCCUCGUUGCCUUUUGGCGUACCAUUUUGAUUUCGCUACUUUGUAAAGGAAACAAGAUAACAUUUUUUUGUACAACACUUGGAGCAACAACUUUAAGUGUAUAUUUAGUUGGCGCCUUUCCUCCCCCCCCCCCCUUUUUUUUUUUAAAGUAAUUUUGUCAUUACGGUCUCUAUCAUCUUGUCUCCAUAGUAUAAGCUGUAAUGUCGAAAUAUCGGUAUAAUAAAUCACACAAUAUUUUACGAAAUAACAA